Closterium sp. Naga37s-1 is the source of this 3891-nucleotide messenger RNA. The record is from the annotation of a GenBank genome assembly. NCBI's taxonomy places the organism in Eukaryota, Viridiplantae, Streptophyta, Zygnematophyceae, Desmidiales, Closteriaceae.
AUGGAUCUUCUACCGAAAGUAUGGCAUGAACAGGCCAGCAGCAUCGAAGAUGCGUUACUAGCUUCCGCGUCAAAAGAUUCUCCGUCUAGCAGCCCCCUUAAACCUCCGCAAUCCCCGGCUAAAACCCCGUCGAAAAAAUCUCUCGCCAAAAAGGCUCGCCGAAAAUCCGGAGAGGCGGAAAGCGCAGGAAAUGGCGCAUAUGUAUCUGCGGAACUUCCGCCGGUAGCUGGCGCGGAAACUGGCGCUGCCACUGGUACAGACGGGAGCUUGGCGGAAGGCGCAGGGGCGGGCGGAGGGGGUCAGGCGGAAGACCCACGCGGGGGGCUGUCGGAGGCGGAGUGGAUGGCGUUGGCGGAGAAGCUGCGGGGGGAAGGGGACGCGCUUUUGAAAGAGGCGGCGGAAGCGUAUGAGCGGCGCAAGGAGAGCAGCAGCGAUGCCAGGUGGCUGGCUGCCGUCCGUCGAUCUGGAACAGCCGCGGAUCGUGUGGCUGCGCUGACUGUGGUUAUACAGGACGACCCUGUAGCCAAUCUCACCAACCUGGACGCGUUACUGGCCAUGGUUGUCAACAAGGCGACCAAGCGCCACGCGCUGGGAGCCAUGGACGCGCUCAGCGAGCUCUUCACCGCCUCGCUGCUGCCCGACUCGCGCAAGCUGCGCUGGCUGCACCAGCAGCCGCUGCUGCUCCUGUCCCCGCUAAGAGCAUCCUCGCUACAAGCCGCUUCGCUACAAGCUGCCUCGCAGCAGUCAAAGGGCGAGGGAAAAGCAGGAGGGAAGGUGACUGUAGCGGGGGGAGAUGCGGGUAGAAGGCUGCUGCGGCUGUGGCGAUACGAGGAGUGUCUUAAGGAGCGGUUUGAGAGGUUUUUGGAGGGGUUGGAGGAGGGCGGAAAGGACGUGGUCGAGUUUGUGCGUGAUAAGGUGCUUCGCAUUCUGCAUGCCCUGCUGUCGUCCAAAGCGGAGGGGGAGAGAAGGGUGCUGCAGGCACUGGUGAACAAGCUGGGAGAUCCAAGCCGAAAAGUCGCCUCCAAAGCCAGUUACCUGCUGGGCUGUCUGCUAGACGCCCAUCCCAACAUGGCCCCUGUGGUGGUGAAACACGUGGAAGCCUUUGUGUUCCGCCCCAACAUCAGCACGCGCGCCCGGCACUACGCGGCCGUCUUUCUGAACCACAUCACCCUGUCUCACAAGGGCCUGGGUCCCAUGCUCGCCAGGCAGCUCAUUGACCUGUACUUUGCGCUGUUCAAAGUGGUGACGAUGGGUGCGGGAGGGGAUGGGGAUGGGGACGGGAAGGGGCGUUGGGAGGGGAGAGGAGGAGAAGGGAGGGGUGGAGGGCGGGGGAGAGGGAGGGGUGGAAGGAGAGGGGGAAGGGGAGGAGAGCGAGGAGGGAGGGGAGGGAGAGGAGGGAGGGGAGGGAGAGGAGGAGGGGGGAGAGGAGGGGGAAGGAAAGGGAAGGACCGGUUUGUGUCGGCAGCAGCAGCGCCGGGAGUGGGAGGGGUGGAAGGGCAUGAGUUGGAGGCGGAUAGCGCGUUAUUGUCGGCUCUCUUGACAGCAGCAGCAGCACUGGGAGUGGGAGGGGCGGAGGGGCACGAGUUGGAGGCGGAUAGCGCGUUGCUGUCAGCGCAUUUGACAGGUGAUCCAAACCCACACUCUGCUGCUGCGCUCUCCCUCUCAUCUCCCCCCCUCCUUCGCCCCCAUUCUGCUCCCUUUACCCAGGUGUCAACCUCGCGUUCCCGUGUCAACCGCGCGUUCCGCUACGUGGCAGAGGACGACGUGACAGAGGUGAUAGAGACGCACACGCCGCUGCUCUUCCGCAUGGUGCAUGCGGCCAGCUUCAACCUGGGCGUGCAGGCGCUUCUGCUGCUCCUUCUUGAGUCGACUCAACAACCUUGGCGUGUGAAUCGGGCCUUUCGUUAUGUCGCCGAAGACGACGUGACAGAGGUGAUCGAGACGCACACGCCCCUGCUCUUCCGCAUGGUGCAUGCGGCCAGCUUCAAUCUGGGAGUGCAGGCGCUGCUGCUGCUGUUCCAGCUGAUGGGCAAGAGCGCUGCUCUCAGCGCUCGCUACUACCGCGCGCUCUACUCCGUGCUCUUCUCACCCGCCCUCGCCAAGUCUUCUAAGGGUCCCAUGUUUAUGGCUUUGGUGUUCAAGUCAAUGAAAGCAGACGUCAACCUGCCUCGCAUAGCAGCGUUCGCCAAGCGGCUGCUGCAGGUGGCGCUGCAGCACCAGGCCACCUUUGCGUGUGGGGCGCUUCUUCUAAUUUCCCAAGUGCUCAAAAUACGACCCAUGCUCUGGAGUGCUAUCUUGGAGCCAGAAGCUAAUACAGAUGACGUGGAGCAUUUCGUGGAUGUGGAUAAGGAGGCAGUCAAUAACGAGGAUGGAUUUCUUGGUGGGAAGAAGGAGCGAGGGAAAGGAGGAGGCGAGGAGGGAGAUGAGGAAGAGGACAGAGAGGGGGAGGAGGGAGAGGGGAGACGGAGGAGGGAGGGAGAAUACGAUCCAAAGCAGAGGGAGCCGUCGCUGUGCCAUGCGGAUCGUGCUUGCUGGUGGGAGCUGGCAGCAUUGGCAGCGCACGUGCACCCCACAGUCUCUCGCCUCCCCGCUUGCCUGCUCUCGGUGGAACCCGCCUCCUUCACAGGCGACCCCAUUCAGGACCUCCCUUCCAUGCUCUCUCUCCCUUCCCACCUUUAUUCCCCACCUUCUCCGCUUUUUUUCCCCCCUUGUCCCCCCCAUGCGGAUCGCGCCUGCUGGUGGGAGCUGGCAGCAUUAGCAGCGCACGUGCACCCCACAGUCUCUCGCCUCGCCGCCUCUCUCCUCUCAGGGGAACCCGCCUCUUUCACAGGCGACCCCAUCCAAGACCUCUCCCUCUCCGCCUUCCUCGACCGCUUUGCUGAGAAGCAGCAGAUGAGGAUGAAAGCUGCGGGUAGGGAAAAUGCGGCUUCUGCUGCUGCGGUGGCAGCGGCAGGGGGGAGGAGAAGCGUGGGGUUUGUGAAGGAUGGGGGCAAGGGGCAGGUUCAGGCGCAUGACGCGUUUUUCCAUCAGUUUUAUGCGAUGCAAGGGGAGUUGGGUUCGAGAUGGAACAAGGGGGAGAAGAAAGGGGGAGAGGGUUGGGGGAAGAGAAGGGAGGAGGAGGAAGAGGAGGGAUUGGAUGUUGAUAUGAGGAUAGCAGAGGAUGGCGAUAUGAGGGAGGAUUUGGAGGAGGGGCAUGAGGGGGGGGAGGAAGAUGAGGAGGAGGAGGAGGAGGAUGAGGAAGAGGAGGAGGAUGAGGGAGGGGAAGGGGACGGGUUCAAGGGGGGAGGCUUCCUGGAAGUUUCUGAUGAUGAUGAGGCUGCUGACGAGGCGAUUAAGAACUGGAUGGAGGAGGAGGGAGGCGAUGGGGGGAGCGAUUUCAGUGAGGGAGAAGAGGAGGAAGAGGAGGAAGGGGAUGGGGGAUUUGAGUUUGAUUAUGAUGACAUGGAUGAUUUGCCUGGGGAGGAUGCAGUGGGGGAUGAGGAGGAAGAGGAGGAAUUGGAAGAGGAGGAGGAAGAGGAAGAGGAGGGUGAGGAUGAGGGCAAGGGGGAGGGGGCGGGAGAAGAGGGAAAGAGUAACGAGGAAGAACAGGAGGAGGUAGCAAUUAAGCCAAGCUCGAGUAAGGGAGGCAGCAGUGGGAAGGCAAAGGAGGAGUGUGCACCGGAGAAUGUGAAGAGGGGAGGGAGCAAGAGAGCAACAGAUAAUCCGAGUGAUAAGAGUGAGAACGUGGGGAAGCCUUCAAAGAAGCAGCGGAAAGGGGAAGCGGGGGUUGAUGCCGGCGGGGGGAAAUUCAAGAAAGAGGACAAGAAGAGCCGUGGUGGAAAGAUGAAAGGGGGUUUGUCUAGUAGCCCUUUUGCAGACUUUGAUUCGUAUGCCCAUUUGUUGGAUGAAUGA